Pterocles gutturalis (yellow-throated sandgrouse) is the source of this 696-nucleotide messenger RNA. RefSeq names its product shugoshin-like 2. Gene Ontology annotation, cellular component: chromosome, centromeric region. The record is from RefSeq and is a predicted model, not a curated record. NCBI's taxonomy places the organism in Eukaryota, Metazoa, Chordata, Aves, Pterocliformes, Pteroclidae.
AUGGCAUCGCGGGAAGCUUCCGAAACAUCCUUCUUCAGCCUGAGCGGUGUGAGAGAGCGGAUGCGGGAGAAGAAGAAUGGUGCCUUGAAGACUGCGAAGUUGAAUGCCUCGCUUGCGUCAAAAAUCAAAACGAAAAUCAUUAACAACUCUUCCACUAUUAAAGUCUCCCUAAAGCACAACAAUAAAGCACUGGCCCUGGCCCUCAAUGCGGAGAAAGCCAAUGCACAGCGACUCACGCAGGAGAAGACCAUCUUGCAGAAGGAGGUGGAGCAAUGCCAUUUCCAGAAUGCUAUGCUGCGGCACAAGCUCUGCUUCCUGAAUAACAUCUUGAAAGAACUUGAAAACCUUAUGGAUGCAGUUAAGGUGGCCCAGCUGUCUGAGUUCCAUACAAGUUCUGCAUCCUUGUCCAAUGGCCAGAAGAGCAGCGUGACUGAGGACAGCUGGGACAAUGGUAUUGCAGAUGGUCAGCUUCUGAGGUCUGCAGGGAUGCCAAUGAGGGUGCCCAUUUCCAAGCUGUGUGGUGCAGGACAGCAAGAUGACAGCCCCAUAGCAGUACAGACAUUCUCACUAGAUCUUCAGAGACCUGCUUCUAGUGAGCCCCUGGAAAUUGUGCCUGUUGCCUCCAAAGACACUUUGCCACCACAGCCUGGAGAAGCCUCAGUGCCACCAGGAAGAGAAGGGGAAGAAGCCAGAUGA